GUCGCCUUCAUUUACGUUCAAGAACUGGCUCUUGUCGCUACCUUGUCUGUCUGUCAUGGCGAAGAUUGAGACGAUCGUCUUCCUUUCUCUUGUCCUUGAUCUCUUCGCCUUCACUAUCCCUCUACCUCUGUUUCCACGAAUAAUCGAGUGGUAUACCAAGCGGGAAGCAUCCGAUCCUAAUGGUUUCCUCUCUCGUACCCUCGCCGUCGUAUCUGGCUUUCGAUCGCUCUUCAUAAACACAUCGAAAGCCUCACACAAAUGGGACGUUGUGCUGCUUGGCGGUUUCAUGGGUUCUGUCUUCUCAACAUUACAAUUCCUUGUUUCGCCCCACAUCGGCGCCUUGUCGGAUCGAUAUGGGAGAAAGAAGGUUUUACUGAUCACCAUGGCGGGAAAUAUCCUGAGUGCUCUCGUCUGGAUCCAGUCAACUUCCUUCGCAUCAUACAUGCUCUCUCGUGCUAUCGGAGGAUUAAGUGAAGGAAAUGUUCAACUUGCUAUCGCUAUAAUUUCGGACAUCACAACGCCAGCUAACCGUGGCAAAGCGCUCGCGCACGUAGGGAUUGCAUUCGCAAUUUGCUUUAUUAUAGGCCCACCCAUCGGCGCGUACUUCGCCUCUCGCCCCAUCCCAUCUUCUUGGACUGCCGGUGGUUACGAGCUGAACAUCUACGCUGUCCCGGCGUUCUUGACUCUCGUACUGCUUAGCGCGGAGACGCUAUUUUUAGCACUUGCACUUCCCGAAACUCGUGGGACAGUUAUCAAACAUGCAGCCGAGAAAGUGGCGAAUGGAAAGGCAAAUGGGCACAGUAACGGAUCUGCUACUACUACGAAUGGACAUGCUAAGAUUUCUCGUGAGGAAGACGUUGGAAGGAGGUUGAGUUUGUUGAAGACGCUGAAGCACACACAUUUCCUUUUCCUUGGGCUGUUCUCUGGUGUCGAGUUUACGCUGACGUUCCUCACGUUCGAUCUGUUCGACUGGACCAACUCGCAAAACGGCAUGCUAAUCGGAUUCAUUGGGGUCAUCAGCGCCCUCCUCCAAGGUGGCUACGUCCGACGCUCAAUGUCCAAGACAGGAGAAGGCAGAAUGGCGCGAAAUGGCGUCUCCAGCUGUGCACUUGGCCUCGUCCUCCUCGCGCUCGUCCCACAAUUCGUCGGAUCUCGUACAGCCGUCGCUGUGCGCUUACUCCAAGCGGCGGCUGUUUGUCUAGCUUUCACGAGCGCGACAGUCGUCAAUGCACUUACUGCUUAUGCUUCUUUGCAAUGCGACGAAGCUGUCGACCCGGAUACUGGCAAACCGCUUACGGCGCAUCCUGAAUUGGCGAAAGGAAAGGCCCUUGGUCAGUUUAGGUCUUCGGGACAGCUUGGGAGGGCUAUUGGUCCGUUACUCGCAUGUGCAUCAUACUGGACCGUAGGACCAUCUCUCACUUAUGCAGUCGCUGGAGCAGCGAUGUUCAUGUUAUCCUCAAGAAUGAAAUCCAUUGCCGUGAAGCCUCAAAAGACUUCUUGAUGCAUUCAUUCCCACCACCUACCUAUGUAGACACGUACGAAUCAUAUAUACAUAUAUUUAAUUUUGUAAAUCACUUUUGGAAAAUAUUUAUUCACAUCCCC
Molecule: messenger RNA, 1602 nt
Organism: Fomitiporia mediterranea MF3/22
Lineage: Eukaryota; Fungi; Basidiomycota; Agaricomycetes; Hymenochaetales; Hymenochaetaceae
Product: MFS, DHA1 sub-family
Exons: 8
Coding region: 56-1501 (481 amino acids)
Biological process (GO): transmembrane transport
Cellular component (GO): brush border membrane
Molecular function (GO): transmembrane transporter activity
Source: RefSeq, a predicted model, not a curated record